CGACGACGCGCCAACAUGCCCGAAACACCCCUCACGCUCAAGCCUGCCGCCUCAGCCCCGGCCACGCCGAAGCCCACCCCCACCCGCGCAGCCCUCAAGCCGUGGGACUUUGAGUACAUCCCCGCCAAGGACGGGCGGGACGCCAACCUCCUCAUCAUGUUCCACGGGCUCGGGGACACCAAGGCUGCGUUCGCGGGGCUCGCGAGGCAGCUGUCUCUGCCGUCGACUGCUGUGAUCUCGCUUCAGGCGCCGAACCCCGUCCCGCUCAUGGACACCCCCUCUUGGAGCUGGUACAACACCUUUGACCCGAUGUUCAACCCCCUCCCAAACCCCGACCCGAGCCCAACAGUCGCACCCCUCCGCGCGCUCCUCGCGCAGCUCGUCGGGCUGGGGUGGCGCCUGCCCCAGAUCCACCUGUUCGGCUGGGCACAGGGCGGGACGAUGGCGCUCGAGCUCGCGCUCAGCGUCGGACGGGAAAGCGUCGACGUGCAGCUUGAGAGCGGAGAAACCGUGUCCGGCAAGCGGUUGGGAUCAGUCGUCUCCGUGUGUGCUGGCCUCGAGAGCUUCCCCACCGGCGAGAACAAGGCCGCGACGCCCGCCCUGUGGUUCACGCGGGCCGACCCCCGCUCGGUUGUGGGGCAGCGCGCCGAGGCUGCGCUGAGAAAGGGCUUUGUGCAUCUCGAAGUCGUGCGUGGCGACGCGGCCAGAGGACAGGACAUGCCCCGCAGUACUGCCGAGUGGACCGGCAUCAUGCGCUUCUGGGGCCAGGUGCUCGCGCGGGGAGACGAGGGCUGGAAGGGACAAGGCGACGUCUACGAGGUGGUCAAGAGCUAG
Messenger RNA from Vanrija pseudolonga, 834 nucleotides. Its product is annotated as putative hydrolase. NCBI's taxonomy places the organism in Eukaryota, Fungi, Basidiomycota, Tremellomycetes, Trichosporonales, Trichosporonaceae. The transcript is spliced from 2 exons. Gene Ontology annotation, cellular component: cytoplasm. The record is from RefSeq and is a predicted model, not a curated record. Gene Ontology annotation, biological process: protein depalmitoylation. Gene Ontology annotation, molecular function: palmitoyl-(protein) hydrolase activity; carboxylic ester hydrolase activity. The coding region runs from base 16 to 834 and encodes 272 amino acids.